AUGGCCGAAGGCCGUUUCACCGCUCGGGGUUAUGCCACACCCAAGAACAAACCCAACAACAAUGAUGACUUGAAACCCAAGGAAAAAUCCGAGGUCGAGCUUGAGAACUUGAUCUUUGGUGAUAAUGAAGACUUGAUUGGUGAGACACUCUCGAGGGCUGGACACGAGUUGAGCAGCGACGAAGAAGGCGAUGCAUUGGAUGAGUUUGAUUACGAUGCCGAGGAAGAAGUGGAUGCGGGUGGUCAGGAUAUGUUCUUUAUGGAUACAGGACCAACACCCGUAAUGAGGGAAGAAAUUGACGAAGAUGAGCAGGAUGACAAGGAUGAGGAUGAGGAUGAGGAUAUGGACAAGGAUCAGGAGGAAUCGAACGCUUCAGAGGAUGAGGGAUCAAAUAUCGACCGACUCUCAGGAAAGCCAGCAUGGGUGGACGAGGAUGACAAGACUCUGUCGAUCUCGCUAAAAUCCGUGAACCGGUUGAAGAAGUUACGCAAGGAAGAGGCCGAAGAUAUUGUCAACGGCGUCGAUUACGAGCAGAGAUUGAGAAGACAAUUUGAAAAGGUGUACCCAGUUCCUAAUUGGGCUCUUCCAGAAGGCUCGCGGAAACGUCGUCGUCGUGGAGCAGGAGCAGGAGCAGGAUCAGAUUCUGACGAAUACUCGGACGAGGAACUGGAGCAGGAGGACAACUCGAUCUUGACGACCAGCAAGGGCUUCCUCGAGAAAUCAACGAGACUCAGGAUUAUGUCUCCGGAAUCCAUCGUUGUCACCCGCGUCAAGAACGCCAAUCAGAUGGGUUACUCUAAAUCCGUCAUCCAAUCCGUGGAGUUCCACCCUAACGGCCAAAUGCUGCUCACCGCUGGAUUCGACAGGACCUUGCGACUCUUCCAAAUCGACGGCAAGCUGAACCAGAUGAUGCAGUCGGUCUUCUAUAAGGACAUGCCGGUCUACAUGGCCGCCUUUUCAGCCUCUGGAAACGCGGUCGUGGCUUCGGGACGGCGCAAAUACUUCUAUACCUAUGACAUCGAGGCCGGGAAAGUGGAUAAGAGCGACGGUAUCUAUGGACGAAAGGAAAAGAGUCUAGAAAAGUUUUCACUCUCGCCGUGCGGUCGGUGGAUCGCCUUCAUGGGUCGAGAUGGUUACAUCAUCCUCGUCUCGAGCUCGACAAAGCAAUGGGUCAAGAACAUGAAGAUGAACGGUAACGUACGCGCCGUCGCCUGGUCCUCCGACAGCACUUACCUGUACUCUGUCGGAGGCGAUGCAGAGAUCUAUCAAUGGGAGAUCAGCUCUGGAAAAUGUCUCCACCGGUUCCUGGACGAGGGCGGAUUCAAGCCCACCUGUAUAGCGAUUUCGCCGAAUGACCAGUUCUGGGCCGUCGGAUCCAAGAGCGGCAUCGUCAACGUCUACGACCGCACUUGCUUAACGACGUACAAGCCAAAGUCCCUCCGUGCGAUCGGCAACUUGACCACGUCUAUCCAUACCAUGCGCUUCAACCACGACUCUCAGAUUUUGGCCAUCUCUUCCAAGGCCCGUAAGGACCAGCUUCGACUCGUUCAUAUCCCCUCACUCAAGGUCUUCCCGAACUGGCCCACUAGCGGUACCCCACUCUCCUAUGUCACCUGCCUGACAUUCUCACCAAGGAGCGGAUACCUCGCUAUUGGAAACGACAAGGGCAAGGUCUUGCUCUACCGAUUGAACCAUUAUCCCUCUGCAUAG
This is a messenger RNA of Gamsiella multidivaricata, 1710 nucleotides long. RefSeq names its product WD40-repeat-containing domain protein. Bases 1 to 1710 code for a protein of 569 amino acids. Lineage: Eukaryota; Fungi; Mortierellomycota; Mortierellomycetes; Mortierellales; Mortierellaceae. The record is from RefSeq and is a predicted model, not a curated record. The transcript has 3 exons. Gene Ontology annotation, molecular function: protein binding. Gene Ontology annotation, cellular component: small-subunit processome; Pwp2p-containing subcomplex of 90S preribosome. Gene Ontology annotation, biological process: rRNA processing.